Laccaria bicolor S238N-H82 is the source of this 948-nucleotide messenger RNA. RefSeq lists its product as uncharacterized. Lineage: Eukaryota; Fungi; Basidiomycota; Agaricomycetes; Agaricales; Hydnangiaceae. The transcript is spliced from 7 exons. The record is from RefSeq and is a predicted model, not a curated record. The coding region runs from base 1 to 948 and encodes 315 amino acids.
AUGACUAUCCGAGACGUGCACUUUGCUAUCUUCAUGGAAUUUGACUACAGCGUGGGCUACAAAAAUCAUAGCAUUGUGGAUAGUCUUCCCCUCGUCAACGCUAACCUCAUCAAACGCCCAACCCAGCCCAUUCAACCCAUCCUAUCAGGCAAUACCGUCGUAUGCUUGCACAAUCCUUGUGUUAUAAGCCUGAAUAAUGAUGUGCAUAACCGAGUGUUAUAUCACGUUCCGGGCACCUUUCCUUCCACUUUGGGCUCCCCUUGGGCACGAUAUCCAAAUGCUGGCUUGGCAGAUCGUUCGGCAUGGAUCGGCGGAUUGAACCAUUGCCACAGCACCUCUCUUUCGUUACUGGAGUCGCCACUCUCGCACUCCCCUGGCCACGCCCGCAUUCCUCUAUGCUCACAUUUCUCUACACUCGCAUUCCCUUCGCCACAUUCGCGUUCCUCUACGCUCGCAUUCCCCUUGCCACAUUCACAGCUCACAUUUCCCUACGCUCGCAUUUCCCUACACUCGCAUUCCCCUACGCUCGCAUUCCUCUACGCUCGCAUUCCCCUAUUUCCUACGUUCGCAUUCCCUGACAUCUGUUCCACGUCCCAUGACCCAUCAAACCCUUCAACGGUCAUCGAUCAACAUUCAUCCAAAGUCCCUCAACCAUCAUACGAUGUACUUGAACAUUCAUGCUAUGUCUUUCAACAUUCACGCGAUGUCUUUCGCAUUCCUCUACGCUCGCAUUCCUCUACACUCGCAUUCCCCUCGCCCCAUUCGCAUUCCUCUACGCUCACAUUCCCCUUGCCACAUUCACAAUCCCCUACGCUCGCAUUCCCCUGUGCUUGCAUUCCCUGGCAUCUGUUCCAGUCCAAUGCCCCAUCAAACCCUUCAACGGUCAUCGAUCAACAUUCAUCCAAAGUCCCUCAACAUUCAUACGAUGUACUUUCAACAUUCACGUGA